Messenger RNA from Lactuca saligna, 847 nucleotides. Lineage: Eukaryota; Viridiplantae; Streptophyta; Magnoliopsida; Asterales; Asteraceae. The record is from the annotation of a GenBank genome assembly.
AUGCAUCCUUUUCAUUGUGAUGCAAAUUAUUCUACAACAAGUUCUUAUGCACACUGUUUCUACUUUCUAAUCAACCUAAUAACCUUGAAACUACACAGAUUUCAGAUUUUAAGAGACCUCAUUCCUCAAAAUGAUCAGAAAAGAGACAGAGCUUCAUUCUUAUUAGAGGUAAUACAAUAUAUCCAAUUUUUACAAGAAAAGUUACAAGUAUAUGAAGGAACAUUCCAUGGUUGGAGUCCAGAGUCCACAAAGUUAAUGCCAUGGAGAGGAAAUAAUGUCACAGAUACCUUCACAGAUCAAUCACAACCCAUAAAAAACGGAUCUUUACACGAGGCUGCCCGAGCAGCUGCCCUUGACAUACCAUUACAGCAAAACACAUAUCUGCCCGACCCUGACCCUGAUCCUGCCCGGGCUGCCCAGAUUCCUCAUGAAUAUUGGGAUGAUAGAUCUCUAAUGAACGAGGAUGCUACUCCAAAUGAGCUUCAAGAAUUGAAGAUGCAAAGAGAAGGAGAUAGAGAUAGAGAUAGAAUCUCAGAUGCUUAUUCCAAAGGGCUGUUGAAUAAUCUAACUCAAGCAUUGGGUUCUUGUGGAGUUGAUCUUUCACAAGCGAAUAUUUCUGUGCAAUUUGAUAUCAGAAAAGGCACAAGUAGUGGAUCAACUUCAACAUCUUUUGGAAUCAAGGAGCAUGAUUUUCUAUCUGAUUGUAAUCAAGGAAUGGCAGAGUGUGGGAUUAGGAGGAGAGAUGAUGAUGUUGUUUAUUAUGAUCAAGUGCUCAAGAAACCAAGAACACAACAAAACCAGUAAUUACUUAUUUCUUUCUGUUAAACACAUAAUUUAUAAGUUUUUU